AUCUGGCUCCGUGCAAAGGUAGCCAUAGUCGACGUUUUCGUUUUAGAGAGAGAAUCGGAGAGUUCCUUCCUGCUUUGAGAGGAAAGAGAGAGAGAGGCCACCAUGAUAACGCGAUCGAAUCUGGCCGAACAGCUGCGAGAGUAUCAGAUUCGAUCCAAGCAUGACUGGGCCUCUUUCUCGUUCUUCUCCUCCACUUCUCCAAAUAUCACCACUUCCAGAGUGGAUGUGGUGAUCUUUGUAAUAUGGGAACUUGUUAUUUUAGCUUUCUUGGUUUUUUCAGUUGUCUCUUUGUACUUUAAGCACAUCCGGCUUGCUUUUAUUUUAGUCUGCAUCACAGUGCUAUUGCUUUUAUGCAUGAAAAUUACAAAACAAGUGAGACUGGCAAGGAAAAAGAAACGAAGGAUGCUUCUUCCUUUGUCGAUGUAAAAUGGUAUCAAGUCUUGAUCUUUGGCUUAUUUCCUUUUCUCUUCCCACCUUUUUACUGGAAUGGGGUCUUGACCAUAUCCAUUGGCCCAGCUUCUCAUUCAUCACUGGAUUGUGUAACUUCUGAUUCUGCCUAUGGCAAGUCGACUAAAGUAUAUAAUUGAUGCUUUUACAUCAACCCAAGCUUAUCCAAUCGGUUGAUGUAGAUCAUUAUGGGAGGUGGGAUAGCUUACUAAUGCUAGGGUCUUGUCACAUAUAUUUGGCAUUUCCUUUGCUGUUUACGUUUCUGUGUACUUCGGGCAACUGAUGCAAGUUACAAUUCAGUUUUUGACCCCUUGAUAGUGUUACGUACUUACAUUUGAAAGUUCAAAUACCAUCAGAUAAAUUCUUGUGUAAUGACGACAUAUGUGAGACAUAGUUCUAAUGGUGUGAUAUUGUGCACAAGUUAAGCUUUACUAGCUUUUGGAUACAAUUCCUGUGGUGUAAGUCUUGUAUGAAGAAUGUAAACCUUGUUAAAUUCAUUUUGUACGAUGUGAAAAUAUCCAUAUCUGUCUCAAGAACUGGCAGAUUUGUGAUUUUCUAAUGAAAUAUUUGUU
This is a messenger RNA of Gastrolobium bilobum, 1019 nucleotides long. RefSeq lists its product as uncharacterized. The transcript has 2 exons. Lineage: Eukaryota; Viridiplantae; Streptophyta; Magnoliopsida; Fabales; Fabaceae. The record is from RefSeq and is a predicted model, not a curated record. The coding region runs from base 103 to 426 and encodes 107 amino acids.